CAGUUGACGGCGAGUUGGUGCUGCACUGCACAACCAGAAAAGAAAGAAAAGACCAGCAGAGAAGGAAGCAACAGCAGCGGCUGCGGCUGCGGCUGCUCUGCUUUCUGCUCUCCCAAUCAAUCCAUCCACCAAUCAAUCCCUAAAUUGCCCUUCCUUUCUUGCUUCCUUCCCCCCCAAAAGUUGCUUUCUUUCUUGCUCAAUUCGGGUGGGUGCUCCAAUCCAAUCCAAUCCUCGCUCAGAUCUGCGUCGCGCAUGAGGAGGAGGCUCCUGCCGCCGCCGUCGUCGUCCAGCUGAGCGGCAGCACCAUACUACUUGGGCCGACGAGGGAGGGAGGGAGGAAGAUGCGCAUGCGGGUGCUGCCGGCGCUCAACGGCCCCGCCGCAGCCGCAGCGCCGCCGACGGCUCCUCCUCCUCUUCCUUCGGAAGCUGCACCGGCUCCGGCUCCGGCGCCUGCUCCGCCGCCUCCGGCUACCUACGCGGUCUACCUCAACAUCUACGACAUCUCCCCCAUCAACAACUACCUCUACUGGUUCGGCCUCGGAAUCUUCCACUCCGCCGUCGAAGUGCAUGGAAUGGAGUUUGGGUAUGGAGCCCAUGAAUACGCGACCAGCGGAGUGUUCCAAGUAGAACCGAAAAGCUGUCCUGGUUUUAUCUUCAGGCGCUCCGUGUGUAUGGGUACCACCAAUAUGUCCCGGGCUGAAGUUCGCACUUUCCUUGAGGAUCUUGCAGAGGAUUAUCAUGGGGACACUUAUCACUUGAUUGUCAAGAACUGUAACCAUUUCACAGCUGACGUCUGCAAGCGUUUGACCGGAAAGCCAACUCCUGGAUGGGUGAAUCGACUUGCCAGAUUAGGUUCCGUCUGCAACUGUGUGCUGCCAGAAAACAUCAAGGUUUCAGCGGUCAGAGAUGAAACUGCACACCUUGAAUUUUCCGAUGACGAUUUGGAGUCGGACACGUCGAUGGUCGACGACAGCGACAUCGGUGAUUUGGAUCACCUCCUAACAACACCAAACAGCGACGUCAUACCCCCAAAAGACAAGACGUUAACUCCUGGAAGAGAGAGCUUGUAAUUGUUUCAGGUUAUUUAUGAACAACAUUACCUGCUUCUGGGUUGUUUGCUGGGGAUGGGAGAUCUUAGCCGUGGUGCCGGUGUCCUCUUUGCGAAUGACGGUGGCAGAUACUGAUACUGAUCCGGUUAAAGUCGCUGCUACAUAUAUGUUGAUGUUGAUGUAGAGAGGGAGGUACCAUAGUGGGUGUGGUUUGUCUAAUUGUGGCGAAGGCCAAGUUAACCAACAGGGGACGUGUGAGAUGGUUGCGUGCAUAGUUGAUUGUAACUGUUGAUUGUUUUUGAGAGUAGAGUGCAGCUGUAUAGUAUUUGUGUAACUAGCUGUUGGGUUUAUUUCAUGGCGAUUGACAAUUGUUUUGUUGUGUAAGUACAAGAUCGAAAUGGCUUGACUUGGUGUGCUGUUCCCUUCACUGAAAUUGAUGCAGCAAUGAGGGUAGUAAA
Messenger RNA from Hordeum vulgare subsp. vulgare (domesticated barley), 1507 nucleotides. Its product is annotated as deSI-like protein At4g17486. The transcript is spliced from 4 exons. NCBI's taxonomy places the organism in Eukaryota, Viridiplantae, Streptophyta, Magnoliopsida, Poales, Poaceae. Bases 342 to 1070 code for a protein of 242 amino acids. Gene Ontology annotation, molecular function: deubiquitinase activity. Gene Ontology annotation, biological process: protein deubiquitination. The record is from RefSeq and is a predicted model, not a curated record.